CGCCGCAUCGAUUUCGACGAUGUCAUCAUCUCCGCAAACCACCGCCAAUGGUGGCGCUACCGCCGGAGAAACCGAAGGCGAUUGGGUCUGGAACGAAAUCAAAGCCGCCGCCCGCCGCGAUGCAGAAUCUGAACCAGCUCUCGCCAGUUAUCUCUACUCCACCAUCAUCUCUCACUCAUCUCUCACUCGAUCUCUCUCUUUCCAUUUAGGUAACAAACUCUGCUCCUCCACUCUCCUCUCUACUCUCCUCUACGACCUCUUCCUCAACACCUUCUCCUCCGACUCCUCCCUCCUCUCCGCCACCGUCGCCGAUCUACGAGCCGCCCGUCAACGCGACCCUGCCUGCAUCUCCUUCGCUCACUGUCUCCUAAACUACAAAGGCUUCUUAGCGAUCCAAGCACAUCGCGUCGCUCAUCGCCUUUGGGCUUUGAAUCGGAAGCCUAUAGCACUUGCGUUGCACUCGCGUGUAGCGGAUGUUUUCUCGGUGGAUAUUCAUCCUGCCGCUAGGGUCGGGAAAGGAAUUCUGUUGGAUCACGCUACCGGAGUGGUGAUUGGGGAGACGGCUGUGGUUGGGAAUAAUGUUUCGAUUUUGCAUCACGUGACGUUAGGCGGCACCGGUAAGGUCGGCGGAGAUCGGCAUCCGAAGAUUGGAGAUGGAGUUUUGAUCGGUGCCGGUGCGACGGUGUUGGGGAAUGUGAAGAUUGGGGAAGGGGCGAAGAUUGGGGCGGGGUCGUUGGUGAUGAUUGAUGUUCCGCCGCGGACGACGGCGGUGGGAAAUCCGGCGAGAUUGGUUGGUGGAGAAGAGAAGCCGAAGGUGCACGAAGAUGUACCUGGAGAAACCAUGGAUCAUACGUUCAUCUAUGUGAUUUGAGGAGGAAGAUUGUGAUUAGGGUUUUGAUUUUAAGUGUAAUGAAGGAUUAGUGUUGGUAUAAUUGUGAUUAGGGUUUUGAUUAUUGGUGGCUAAAGUUCACCGGAAUCAUCAACUCUGGCUGCGAAACCGACUCUAAAUCGGAGCCGAGCCGACCCGAGCUGAGUUUGAGUCUACGUACUCGAGCUGCAUACUUGAAUCAAAGUACAACUAAUUUUGUUUUGGUUUUAUUUGGUUCUUUAUUUGCCAAUUUUUUUUAAUUGAAUUUAUUAUUAUCAUGAGUUUAUGUAAAAGGUU
Molecule: messenger RNA, 1165 nt
Organism: Cynara cardunculus var. scolymus (artichoke)
Lineage: Eukaryota; Viridiplantae; Streptophyta; Magnoliopsida; Asterales; Asteraceae
Product: serine acetyltransferase 5-like
Exons: 1
Coding region: 20-871 (283 amino acids)
Cellular component (GO): cytosol; cytoplasm
Molecular function (GO): L-serine O-acetyltransferase activity
Source: RefSeq, a predicted model, not a curated record